CGUGGCAUUCAUUGAGUUUUGCAACGGCAUGGCCCGGCACACUCGGACGGCGUCACACAGAACCAGCGAGUGAGGGAAGUGAAGGGAAAGCCCCACUCCUUCCUCUUUCAAAUGCGGGGCUUUCAUUCCUCCCUCCGGAGAUAGCAGAAUUUCACUCCAGGUAUGGUUUGUAUGUUCUGAUUCAGCAAUUCCUUCUUUGUCCUUCGUUGCUUUCUCCAAUCGGCUAGGAUCGACUGAUUCCCAAGACCGAUUGCAGGUGGGUGAGAGAGAACUCAUGGUUGGAGAGAAGGUGAGAUGAGUAGCGUACUGUGUGAUUGGUGUGGGUGGGAUUGGAGAGAGAGAGAGAUGGGAAGGGUGGAAAUGGGGGAACGAUAGUUUGAUGAGGGCUUCGAUGAGAGGUGGGGAAGAGGUUUGGGAGAGAUGUUUUGUGUUUGAACUUGUUUUAGGUUUUGUGAGGUUGGGGGGUGUAGCAAGAGAGUUCUGGUGUUUGGGGGGGUUGGAAGAAAUUGGGUGGUAGAGUAGAGAGGGAUGUUGUUCACCGGGGAGCUGGACGAAGUUUUCCGUCUCCCCGCGGUAAAGACGGGGAGAUCCAGUAGUCCGUCGCAGCCUCGUUCUGGUGUGAGCAGUCCGCAUGGGGCUCCCGGACCGGGUAGCUCACCGGGACUGUCUGGAAGUCCUUCAUAUCGCGGUGUUGUCGGUGGGAACAACCGCGUUUUGUCCCCAGGGAAGUUUAUGCUGAAGAAAGGGCUUGAGCCGCGGCAGAUUAUUGAGAGGAGAGGCGAACAGCUCUCCAAUACCGACACCGCUGGCUCGCCUAGCUUUCGAAGGGCAGGCACCACCAUGUGGCCGGACCAGACCGCGACGACUUGCGAGGCAGAAAAGUCCAGUGGGCAGUGGAGAAGUCCUCGUUGUGGGGAGGAUCACCGCAGCGAGGGUGAACCCGGGGGUUUCUUUCACCAGCAUCAGAACCAGAGCGCUAGCAAUAGUCCAUUGUGUCCCGGCACCCCAAUCAGGCAGCAUUAUCCUCGAACAGCACCGUCUACCCCGCUGCAAGGGAUUUCUUCCCCAGAUGUGAAGAAAUGCAUUGCGCCCAUGUCGGAGCCUCGGUCUGUGCUUGACCUAACCAUCAGUCCGCAACAGCACCAGUUGCCCACUAUCCGAGCCACCCUGCCGCGCCGUUUUAGAGAGACGUUUCUCGAUCACAAUGUGGCUCCUGUAGCUGCGCCUAGCUUGAGCUCCUCCCCACGCGUGUUAAACUUUGAAAGCUGCGGUAGCGUAAGCCCAAUUAGUGGACCCUUUCCAAGCCAAUACGGCCCCAGCCUCGCCAAAACCACUACCUGGGCGCCAGAUCUUGCGACACAGGGCUAUCCGACUUCGAUCACUACACACAAGGUAGAGGAACUGUCCGUGUUGCCGACAUCACAGAACUACGUUCAGGCAACAACCUCUAGCUUGGAUGAAUGGGAGGCAGCCACCACUACCUCUACGCAACACAAUCUCCGGGCCAAGCAAUGGAUGGCAUCACUGAUGGAAGACCUGCGAAAUGGAGAUUAUUCCACUAGCGCUCAAGAGACCGAGGAAUGCACGACCCCUUUCACUCCGGGCGUCGAUUCCUGUUCACCUCAUUUUCUUGCUUUCCAGAGAGGCCACAGCUCUCCUUGUCCUAGCGAUUACACUGGUGACGACAAUCCCGGGGGCAGUGGGUUGGAAUAUUUGCAGGUGGAGAGCCCUGGUGGCACCCCCCGUGGGGGUGGUGAUGGCGAUGUCGAUGACACGCACAAUUCCCCUGCUGUGGUGGGCCAUGAGCUCGUCACCCUUCUAAUUGCGUGUGCUGAGGCUGUCUCCACUCAGAGCCUAAGCCUGGUGAAUCAUCUCUUGCCAAAGCUGGGUGAGCUUGCCUCUCCUCAAGGCACUGCCAUGCAGCGGGUGGCUGCAUAUUUCACGGAAGGAUUGGCUUGCCGGGUUGCCCACUUGUGGCCGCACAUCUACCAACCCCUUCCAAUUGAGUCUAGUCUCAACGAAGAGGAAUUGCAGACAGCGUUCCAUCUGCUCAACCACGUCGUGCCCUACACAAAAUUUGCCCAUUUCACUGCGAAUGACAUUAUCUUGCAGGGCUUUGAGGGCGCGGACCGUGUGCAUGUCAUCGAUUUCGAUGUAAAGCAGGGUCUCCAAUGGCCAGCGUUGUUUCAGAGCUUGGCCGUGCGGGAGUGCGGCCCGCCCUCGCAUAUCCGCAUUACCGGCAUUGGAGAAUGCAAGGAAGAUCUUCUGGAGACAGGUGAUCGGCUAGCAGAAUUCGCGGAAGAAUUUAACAUCCCAUUCACCUUCCACGCGGUUAUUGACAGGCUUGAGGAUGUGCGGUUAUGGAUGCUGCACGUGAAAGAGAACGAAGCAGUUGCUGUCAAUUGUAUCUCUCAGCUACAUCGGUUGCUCUAUGACUCUGGAGAAACCAUUGAGGGAUUCUUGAACCUGAUUGGGAGUACAAAACCUAAAGUGGUGGCUGUUGUUGAGCAGGAGGGGAGUCACAACAGUCCUCAGUUUGAAGGCAGAUUCUUGGAGUCGCUACAAUACUAUUCUGCUGUUUUUGAUUCUCUGGAAGCUAAUAUUUCAAGAGAAAGUAGCGCUCGUGUACAAGUGGAGCAGCUAUUUGCGCGUGAGAUUCGCAACAUUCUGUCAUGUGAGGGCACAGAUAGGAUGGAAAGGCACGAGAAUAUUUCCAGGUGGCGCUCAAUUAUGAGCCGAUCGGGCUUCGUCAAAGUCCCUCUUGAAGACAGUGCCUACACGCAGGCACUUAUUCUCCUACGCAUGUUUGAUUCGGAUGGGUACACACUAGCAGAGGAAAAUGGGGCCGUCACACUGGGCUGGAUGGAGCAACCCCUGCUCACUGCUUCGGCGUGGAAGCCUGACAAGGACUUCGUUCCCACAGGGACUAGCUUGGUCACCAAUGAAAAACAACGUGCUGUGUGAUGAUGACUUGGAAUGUCUCAGACUAGUACAAUGCAGCAGGAGGCUCUAAAGAUUGGAAGGCACUAGUCGACAUCACAUUGUUUCUUGUACAGCUGUGACAUGAGGAACUCGUGCUGAUUAUGCCUUAGCCCUGUCUUUGCAGGGGGAUUCAGUCACAUAGUUGCAAAUUGGGUUUGCAGUAUAAUUUUGAGAGCUUAGAGCUGGUCAACCCAUUUUCCGCUUUUUAUACUAUAGUGAUCAUCAGUAACGGAUUCUUCGAUAAACAGUCAACUUUCAAAGCAGUUGUAUAUCUCUACUCGACAUCACCGCUACUUCACUGAUAGUUCCUCAGAUUACUAUCAAUGAAUGGUCAAGAUUUUCUU
This is a messenger RNA of Physcomitrium patens, 3326 nucleotides long. RefSeq lists its product as uncharacterized. The record is from RefSeq and is a predicted model, not a curated record. Lineage: Eukaryota; Viridiplantae; Streptophyta; Bryopsida; Funariales; Funariaceae.